GGCGCUGUAGGGGCCGCAAGGCAGCUGGUCCUUUUUUUCUGCACGGCGAUGGAGCCUCGUCCCUGGUACCCGUACGAGGCCCGGAGUUUAGACAUGUAUCGAGCAGCUGCAUGCGAGCGAGAGGCUCCCUGUUUUAAUGGCUGCAGGUGAGGAACCUUCUUGUGCAGUAGCACGGCGCAGGACCUUUGUAGCAUCGGAAGAAGGCACAGCAAAUGUCACCCAGGUGGUAGCCGUCGUUGCUUUUUUUAUUAUUAUUAUUAUUAUUUCAAAUUACUAGAUACGACAAUGCGUAUUGCGUAAAUUCAUAGGUAGGUUGUCUUCUUCCCGCGAUGCCGGCUAUUGGCAGCUUUGGCCUCUUUAGCCGCCAGAAUCAAUCAACAAAUGAUGACAUGCAAAUAAUUAUGGAAAAUAAGGAAAAUAAAAAGCAUCGAGACCACUCGCCGGGUACAGGAUACAUGCGCAUCCAAGGAUCGCUGCCGCCUAAAUCGACACGAUACAACGCGCUACCCCAAGUACCCAGUACGGGCCCUUGCGUGUUGAUGAUGGCGUCGCAGCGUCAGGCCUCUGUCAUUCAUUGGCUAUUUCUGCAUACGGCGCUGUGCUUUGGUUGGCUGCGAUGGGGUUGUUGCGUUGAGCCUUGGUGCCUGACAAAGUGUCUAAGAAACGAGCGAGCUGAGAGAACAAGAGUCAAGUGAGAUG
This is a messenger RNA of Trichoderma atroviride IMI 206040, 699 nucleotides long. Lineage: Eukaryota; Fungi; Ascomycota; Sordariomycetes; Hypocreales; Hypocreaceae. The record is from RefSeq and is a predicted model, not a curated record.